Ictalurus punctatus (channel catfish) is the source of this 1245-nucleotide messenger RNA. RefSeq lists its product as uncharacterized. Gene Ontology annotation, biological process: response to bacterium. The transcript is spliced from 4 exons. NCBI's taxonomy places the organism in Eukaryota, Metazoa, Chordata, Actinopteri, Siluriformes, Ictaluridae. The coding region runs from base 64 to 687 and encodes 207 amino acids. The record is from RefSeq and is a predicted model, not a curated record.
ACCUGCUUUUCUACUGAACUCACAAGUUCAUUACCUCACUAUCACUUUGUCUAAACAGGAACGAUGAUCACACUCUUUGUCGCGCUUUACUCUCUUUUUUCUCUCUGCACAGCUGUAAACACUUCUGACAUCAAGGAGCUUCAUGUGAAAACAGUAAAGCGUGGAGAAAAUGUAACUAUGGAGUGUAGCAUGAGCAAGGUCAAAGACAAAAACAAAAAUAAUAUAGCUUGGUACAGACAGAGUUUUGGAAAAGUGCCUCAGCAUUUUGUAAGAUAUUACGGGACUAAUAGCUACAAAUUUGCAGAGGGAUUUAAAGAUAGCCGCUUCAGUAUGACUGUAAAUGACCAGAAGUUUGAUCUCAACAUUAUCGGAACGAGAGAAGAUGAUGGAGGAGAAUAUUUCUGUGGAGAAGUGGAGGGAAGUUCAAUAAAGUUCACAUCUGGAACACGUCUGCAAUUUGAAGGUGAAGAGAUGAAACACUGUCCUACACCUGGAACGGUUAACAACAACACAGAUUCUGGUACAGGGUCCAAUGAGGAUUCAAAGAGCAGUGACGGAGAAGGUUCCAGUUGUCCUGAUCAGAUGCAUGUGCUGGUCUGGCUCUCCAUUUUUAGAGUUGGAGUUCUUGCCUUCAUGCUUCUUAUCUUUCCAAUAAUCCUGAUUGUUUUCAAAUUAAGAUCAAAUUAGAAAUUCAGAUGCAAAUGGAAGAAAUACUGAUUUAAGGAGAAAUGGUGUGUUAGAUUUAACUAGAGUUAAUUGCUUUUAUUGUCUGUAUAUUGGAAUGAUUUUGGUCUAACUGUAAUGUGGAGGUAUUUACCAGCCGUAUUUACAGCUGCAUUUAAGGGCUCCUGAGAGGCGCAGUACAAAAUCGUUCUCCCUAUUGUCUCGGGGUCUAAUCCUGACCAUGCCACAGACAUCCGUAGCCGGAAGUCCAGGAGAGCAAAAUUGGCCGUGCUCUCGUAGAGGGAGGGACAUACUCUCUCUCCCCUGUCAAUCACAGCAACACCAGCCAAUCAUGGGCAUCUGUGGGUGUGUUAUGCUGCCCCCUGAUGGUCAGAAGUUAUAAAAGAUGCAGUUAUCAGGUGUCUCACAGGAAGCAUGUGAUAGCCUUCGCCCACCCUGGUUGGUAGCUGUUGUGUGACAGGGGAGACCUAACUUGAGGGCGGGAACUGGCCAUGAAUAAAUUAGGGAGAAAAUCGGUGGAAAAUGUAAAAAUGCAUUUAAUUAAAUAAAAUCUAAAGUGAA